AUGGUGGCUAAAGAGGAUGGGAUCUAUAUCUUUGGUAUACAGGAAUUAGUGAAAAUCCUCCUUGGGCGUAAAUAUAUAAAGGAGUUUACCUCGGAGAGCAGUAGCUCUGCUUACUAUCUGUGUAUAUUAUGUGAGGUGACCUUGUCCUGGAAAGAGAUCGCUGAUCACAUGAUGGGGUACAAACACAGGCUAAAGUCAAUUAGACGAAGCCAUCCAAAAGUAUAUGAUAAGAUAUGUCUGAUACAGAACAAGGUUGACAUGUUGGGACAGUGUGCCAAAUAUGCUCUAGAACUGGAAAAUAAACAUGAGAACAUUGUGUGGGUUGAUACAAAACAACCUGAGGCUACAGCCAUACAACAUUUGAAAAAAAUCCAGGGAGAUAAAACACCAGAAAAGGACAGAAGAGAGGAUAAGAAAGAUGAAGAUGAUAGAAAGAAGAAAGAAGAGAAAAAAGAAGAUAAAUCUGAUACUACAUCAGAUAUAUUUAAGAAGAUUGAAGCUUAUAAGAAAAAGUUUGAAGCCUGCAAAGAUAACAGUGAAGAAAUUCCAGCUAAAAGAGCAAGGACUGAGGGAACUAAAACAACAGGCCUUACUUUUGAAGAUCUGUCUAAACAGAACAAGACAUUAGCUGAAACUAUAGAGAAAGGUAUUGCAUCAGCAAGAAAAGGAGCUGAGCAAAAGAAAAAUGAACGUGAUGUGUCUAAGAAGACAACACCUGCAAAAAAAGGUGCCCAGAAAAGUUCACACAAAGAAGUGGCCAAGAAAUCGAGUACAGCUGUAAAAGGAAACAAUGAGACAAAGAAAGUACCGCAGAAAGUGCCAGUAAGUAAAAUUGAACAAGAAGUAAAGGUUGCUGAUAAAGAACCUGAACCUAAAAAAGAAGUUGGAGAAAAACCAAAAAGUGUUAUAAUCAAAGUCAGUGAAUCCAAAAUAAACACUAGCCAUACAUCUAAGUCAAAACCAAAAAGUGUCAUAAUACAAGUCAAUGAUUCUAAAAAUAACACUGAUCAAACAUCUAAGUCAGAUGAACAAACUAAAAAGGUUGUUAAUACAGAAAGUAAGGUUAGUGCAGAAGAUGAUGUUCCUGUAGAAAAAUUGGAGAAAACAAAAUCAGAUGUAGGAAAGAAUGAGGAAAAAGAAAAGAAAGGAAGUACAGUACCUGAAAAUGAUAAAGCAAAAGUGGUCACUGAAGAAAAUAAGAAAAUCAGUGAAGAAGUUAAGAAAGUUAGUGAUAAAACUAACAAAAUUAAUAAUGAAGAUAAAAAAACUAAUGAUGAUUCUAAGAAAAGUUCUGAUGAAGCUAAGAAAGUUUAUGAAAAAACUGAAGAUUUGGAAGAUGAUCUUGUGAUAGCCACUGAAGAUAUUGAAGACUUAGGGAAAAGUAUUUCUGCAGAAUUGUUUAGUGAAGAGUUAGGAGACAUGGAAGAGGAAGAAGAAACAGCUAUGGAAGAGGAAGAAACAACUGAAGUUAAAGAAGGACCAUUUAAAGGAAAAAUGAGUAAUAAUCCUUUAAGUAAGUUGGAGAAAUAUUUUGAAGUGAGGCGUUUGAAAGAUCCUGAAGAUAGUGGGAUUGUAGGUCUGCAGUAUGUUGUAGAAGGUAUUCCAGAAAAGGCAUGGAAGGCUCACAUGUAUAGAUGUGUACUAUGUAAUGUGAAAUGCCUUACAACAUCAAUAGUUCACCAUAUUACUGGCUAUAAACACAGACUGAAGUAUUUGGAGGUUCAUCAUUAUGACAUUUACGCCACCAUUAUAAAGAUGGACCAAUCUAGAAAGGUCCUUAAUGCAGAGUGUUCAAGGCAUGCUAAAGCCAUUGAGGAGAAAGAGGGACUAAAAACUGUCAUGUCAUUGUCAGAACAAGAGUUUAGAGACCGAGAGAAAGAAAUGAAUAAGGAGUUUGAGGUUCCAAAGAGAGAAAAUACUGUUACAAAAGAAGAAGAAGCUGCAGUAUCUUCAAGUGAAAUUGCUGACAAGAAAGAAGAACCAGUUGAAGUUGAGGCGGACAAGACAGAAGAUAAACCUGAGACCAAAGUACAGUAUCAGUUUAAUCUAGAAAAAUGGGAGUCUGCAAAGAACGAACGAAAUAAGCGAUAUGCGGCCCGAAUCAAAGAAGCUAAGGCAGCUGCAAAAUUAGUCAAGUUUGUUGAUGGGAAAGAGACAGUUGAGCUGUUUAAGUAUAUUCAACAGAAACCAGAUGUUCCAUUGCUAGGUCUGAGCUAUAUCACAGAGAUCCAGGGAUUAUGUCAUAAUUUGAAGACUACAACAUACUCAUGCAAGCUUUGCUUCCCAUCUAAAAAGGUGGAAGGCACACAACACAUUUAUGCCCACCUGGUUGGUGUCAGACACAUGGAAAAGUAUCUGUCGAAGCAUUUUUCGCAUAAGAUGAUACAUUUAAAAUUGUUAACGGGGACCAGUGCUAAGAUAUCCUACCUUCAUAACCAAGCUAAACUGUUGUGUCAAGGCCAGCUGAUAGAACCUGAGGGCAUCUAUGUAGUCAAUAUAGCUCAGAUGGAACAGGACAAAGCAGCAUUAAAAAUGGCUGAAGAAGCUGCUAAAGCUGUGGAGGAGGCUGCAGAAGCUGAAAAACAAGCCCUUGAUGAAGCUAAACAAGCUGCCAUGGCAACAACAAAUAAAACCGCGAAGAAAACCACCGAGGCUGGUAAACCGUCUGCUGCUGAUCCUGGUUCAGAGGUUAUUGAUUUAACGGCAGAAGAGGAGAAGUAUGAAACUCCGACGGCACUGCUGUAUUCUAAACUGGCAGGACUACAAGAUAUCCCUCUUGUUGGACUGAGUUAUAUCACUGAGAUACAGGGGAUUUGUGCUGAUAAGGUGCCGCCACGUUACCAGUGUAAACUUUGUGAUGAUACCUUUAUUUCUGCCAACUAUAUUAAUGCCCAUAUCACAGAGACUGAACAUAGGAUUAGAUAUCUGAAAGCAAAUUAUCCAGUCUUCUACAGUAGAGCUAUAGGUAACAGAGACGAGACCCAAAAAUUAUGUCAUGAGAUUGAACAACAGUUUGGUCGUGAGUCAAUCAGUGUGAAGAAAAGAAUUCUGGUUAGAGCAGAUGGCACAGUGUUGUAUUCUGAACCGAAAGUAGUAAAAGCUCCAGUAGAGACCCCAAAAGUGGAGCAACAUAAAGAGAAGGAAAAUGCUUCAGAGAAGACAGAGCCCAAAGGUGCUGAGAUGAAUAAUCAACUGGAGGAAGGAGAGCGGCCAGAAGGCGGGAUCGUUUUUAAUAAAAUCAUUGAAGGUCUGGAUUGUACUCCAAUGUUAGGAUUGCAAUAUAUAAAGGAAGUCCAUCAUCCAACACUCAACUAUCCACCAGUUUAUGAUUGUGACGUCUGUAAUAUAAAGAAUGGUCCGUUCCUGAAACCAAAGACUAUAUUGAAACAUAUCUGCUCCAAAGAUCAUCGACUUAACUUCAUUAGGGAAAACCACUUCCAUCUCUAUACAGAAAUAUUGCAACUAAGCACUGAAGAACAAAGGAAAAUUGCCAUAGAUAAACACACUAAGGAUAUAGAAUCAAAAGUUGGUAGAGGGUCAAUCACCAAGAUUAUAUCGGACAAACCAGUCUACUGGAGUAAAUCAAGUGUGGAAACCAGUCUGCCUGAUUCUAAAGUGCAGGAAACCAGUCAACAGGAUGAUGGGAACCAGAUUGCAGAUGAGGAUCAGCCACAUUAUAAGUGUAAGAAAUGUGGCAUGAUACUAGCUAAGGAACGGAGAGUUAGUCAUAUUAUUGCUGUACAUGUGAGCUGUUACAAGUGUAAAAUUUGUCAGUUGUCUUUCCCGGAUCAUUUCUACCUACAGAAACACAUGACCUUGAUCCACAAAUCCAAGCAGGUGGCACCAAACGCUAACUUGAACCAUCAGUUUAAGAUGAUAAAAUGGUUUAGCUGGCAUGCAGUAAGGGGGAAGACUUUUCCAGUUGAUACAUCAGGGAGAUUACAGCUAGUGUGUAAGGAGUGUAACAGAGUAGUUCCCCUUGGACAGGCUUCAGAACAUUACAUAUACGAUCAUGUCAAAGGUUACCAAUGUAAAAAGUGUAAUGCUCCACAUGGAUCUAAUGAAGCUUUGGAGAAGCAUUUACAGAAGCGACACAACAUCACAGAGAAUGUCCCUGUUGUCAAUUAUACAGCAGAUGUUCAGUUAUCAAAAAUGUUUAUUCAUGUGUAUUCAUCUAAAGCUCCUGAGUUUAUAGACUUGACAGAAAGUGAGGAGAGUAAACCUAGAAUAGGUAUAAAGAAGUACAUAUGUAACCGGUGUCAGACUUUGUUUAUAGAUGGGAACACAGCUGAGUUGCACUACAAACAUUGCCAUUUCUUCGAAUAUCCAUGCACAAUGUGCAACUAUAUAUUCAGAAUUGCUGUCCAUCUGGAAAAACAUUACAGCAGUCUACACAGGGUGUACCGUAGUGUGAAGACACCAGUUAUUUCAUUUGAGUCAUGUUACCAUGUCUGUCUAGAAAACAACAAAAGGAUGCUUUUAGAUGCCUACCUGAAAGAAGCAAAUAUCACCUGGAAAGAACUGUCAAAAACCUUUGAAAACGCACCUGAGACAGCUUCUACUACUCCUGCUACAAACGUGGUUCCCAAGACAACAAUAACAACAACAACAAUACCCAAUCAGCAGUCGGGACAGUAUGUACAAAAUCUGACAGGUCAAAGUUCAGAAUCUGGUGGACCAACGACAAGUUCAAGAGUUAGUCCUGAUGGAAAUAAAAGUGGACCAGUAAAUUUUGAUGAAAUAAUGUCUAGAAGAGAAGACCCUCUGUUUGACUGGGACACAGAACACAAGAGACUUAAGAAAAGGAUGGAGCUUGGUGGAAUUGUAAAUUGUGCUAGGAAGUCCAAAUUUAUGAUGAAUUAUACCUCAACCUUUAGUAACUAUCCACUCAUUGGGUUACAAAUGAUGACAGAGUUUCAGCAGAAGGAUAUCAGUGCAGAGCCAUGGUAUAUGUGUGAGAUGUGUCAGGACAGGAUCAACUGGAAGGCUAUAACACCUCAUAUUGUAUCUCUUAAACACAGGAUUCUUUAUCUCGAGAAAAAUCAUCCUGUUUUACAUGACAUGCUGAAACAAAAACAGUUUGACACCAUGGAAAGUUUGAUGUCCAAAGUGGAGACUCUGGCACAGGGUGUUGUUAAGAAGGAAGGGAAACAAUUCAGCAUAAGUGUCAUGUUAGAGUUACCUCCCUCAGAGAAAGAACUUAAAAUGUUGGCAGAGGAAGAGAAGAUUGCCCAAGGCACUGAUGUACAGUUGAAGUUUGGUUUCAAUCCAACAGCUCAGAUAAAUACUGGGACAACUAACGAAUCUCCAAAAUCCAAGACUCCAAAGCAGGCAAACAACUCCGCUCAACUUGCAUCUAGUAGUAUGUCAACUCAACAAGGAGAGAACAAAACUAUGGAGGAACCUAAGAAGAAACUGCCAGCUUGGGUUAGGAUUCCAAAAUCAUCUGAUAAAGAUAAUGUGGCUCAUGAUGAAAGGAGUGUCUCAGCUGCUGUAACUAAGGAGGCCAGUAGUGAUUUAAAACCUAAGGUUGAUGAUAAUAAAGAUUCCAAUAAGAAACAGGUAUCAGAUUCAAAAAGGCGUGAUGAGAAAAGUGGAAGGAGUAAAGAGAGAAGACGAUCCAAAAGUAGAAGUAGAGAUAGAAGAAGCUCGAGACAUUCAACUAGAACUAGACAUGAUGAUAAAUAUUCUAGAGACCGAAGGAGAAGAUCUGCAGACAGAGACACCAGGAGAGAUAAUAAAGAUGACCAUUCAAGAAAAAGGAGAAGAUCAAGAAGUAGAGAUAGGACAGAUUCAAAAACAUCUAGAACAAAAUCACCCAAGGCAGGCAGUAAAGAAGAAUCCAGGACUCAAAAAGGCAAUGAAAAGAAUUCUGCUGCCAAUAAAGCAAGCUUUGAUAAAAAUAAAAGUAAUGAUAAAGAAUCUGCCAUUGGGAAGCAUGGUGACAGUAAUAAACAUGUUUCUAAAGAUAAAGAGUUGAUUGUAGACACCAAAAAUGACACUUUGGAUGAAACUGAAACUGUCAUGAAUGUUGAAAGUUUGAGCAUAGAUGAGCUUGAAUUAAUUAGCAAGUCUAUAGAACAACAGAUGGAAGAAGAUGAUGAUUUUAUAGACAUUGAAGAUAUUGUUGACGAGAUUAAUCCCAGGGAAGAAAAGAGUGAUGAAAUUGUUGCACCUGAAAAAGAAGCAAAUACAGAUGAGAGUCAAGUAAAGUAUCUUGUUGAAAAUACAGCAAAGGAAAAUGAACCAAAUCUAGGAGAAGGACAAAUAAAAGAGAAUGUUGAAAAGAAUUCCACUGUAAAUAUAGAAAAUCAGACAAAGCAUCAAGUAAAGAAUGUUGUUGUAAUUACAGCAAAGGAAAAUGAACCAAAUCUAGGAGAAGGACAAAUAAAUGAGAAUGUCGAACAGAAUUCCACUGUAAAUAUAGAAAAUCUGACAAAGAUUGAGAUAGAUGUUCCUAAUCAGAUUGUAAAUAAGUCAGUCUGUGAAAAAGGCAUUGUAAAGGAAUCAGAUGCGGCACCAGAGAAUUGUGUUGUUGAAAUAGUUAUGACUAGUCCAGUGAAGAAGAAUAAUUCUGAAAGUAAAAUAAAUCAAGUUCUUAAACCGCAUGAAAAGCCAAUAGUAAACAUAAGUAUACAAUCAAAUGAAAAUGAUAAUGAAAGAAGUUUGUCAUCUAAUGAGCCCUCAGCCAUGAAAAGAAGUGAAACUGUGAAGAACGCAAAUGGAGCACCACAAAGUAUAAAACAAGUUUCUGUACCAGAGAACAAAGUUGAAAAAGAGUGUGACAUAACCAUUGAAAUAAAAAGUAAUAAUGAAAAGAAACAUGAAAAAGGGAGUGAAAGUUCAAGUAGUGAACAUCAUGAGAUAAUGUUGGAUAAGGAAAACUGUGUGUCACAGACAACAGAAGUAAGCAUAGAUAUAGUUGAUAACUGGAAAGCUGGAGAUGAAAUAGAGACAAAAUCUGCUUCACUUGAAGAUACAGAUGACAUAACAAUGCCAACAGAUUUUGAUGAUUUUAUUGCAUCUCAGCUUGGUGAGGACUUUGUCACUGUAGAUGAUGCAGAUGAAAAUUCACCAACUGAAAUUGAAAUAUGCAUACCUUCUCUCACAAAUGAAGAUAGCAAUAUACCAGAAAAUGAGUCUAAAGUAGAUGUAACAGAGGUAUCUGUUGAGAUAAGUGAAAGUAAUAAUAUUCCCAAACCUAAUGGAAAAAAUAAGACUGGGUCCAUUGAUAGACCCACUAGAGACGAACUUAGUAAACAUAAGGUAUUAGAUAGUAAAAUUACUAAUAUUGAUGAUACUCAAUCUGCUGUUUCAGAUCUAAAAUCUGAAAAUGAUGCAAAAUUAAAAAUGAAUGUUGAUUUAAAGUAUAAAGAAAUAAGUGAAGCUAUCAUGAUAAAAACACCUAAAAAGCAAAGUUUGAAUGUACAGAACGUGGACACAACUAAAAGAGAAGAGAAAACUGAUGAAAUCAAAGGUGAACAAUCAAGUAGUGUGUGUGUAUUGGAAAUAAGUAUGGAACCUUCAGUACUCGAGACAGAUGUUCCUAAAGAGGCAGGCGUGGCUGAUCCUUAUGAUGACAAUGAAGAUAUUGAGUUCAUGCUUGACGAAGAGUUUGAGACUGUUGAUGAAACAAAAGAUAACAAUACAGAAGAAGAAGCUACUGUUAUAAAUUACAAUGAACCAGAAGUUAAUAAAGAGAAAACGGACCAAAGUGCAAACUUAGAUAAAGUUCUUCCUCCUGAAAAGAAUACUGAGAAAAUGCAGAGUAUUACCACUACUGCACAAGACACUGAUCAAGAAGACAAUAUAGCUGAUACACAUAAAGAUAUUGUCAAAGAAAAAGAUAAUGGAGCUAACGAAAUUAAAGAGAAUACUGAAAUGACAUUACCUGAAAAUGUUGAGAUUGACAGAGAAGGUGAUAACCCACCAUUAGGUAUCACACACUUUCCAAUGGAUGAAGAUGAUGAUGAAGACAUAGAGGAAAUCUUCCUUGGUGGUGAUUUUAUAACUGUAGAUGAACAUAAAGAAGAUGAGAAGGCUCCAGCAAUAGACACUGCUGAGGAAGAAGACUUUGAUAUGGACUUCAAUCCUGAUGAUUUUGUAACAGUGGAUGAAGUUGAUGCAGGUGGAACCUCAGUAGCUCAAACUGAUAAGCCCAGCCAACAGAAAGACAAAAUUUCUACAGAAAGCUUUGCCUCUUCCAAGGGUAUUCACAGUUCCAAAAAUGAGGCCGAUAAAUGUCCUGAAAGAAGUAGUCGUAGAUCAAGAGAAAAAACAAAUAAAGACAGUGAAAGAAGUUCUAAAGAUAAGUCCGAUUCCAAGAAGUCUGCUGGUAGCAAUAGUCACAGCAGCAGCAGACGUAGCAGUAGCAGGGUGAGAGACAGAGAUAGACAUUCCUCUACUUCUACAAAGGAAAAAAGAGAUAGAUCAAACCCGGCACGAAAGCCAACACCAGAGAAGUCUACAAGGUCAUCUUCAAGGUCAUCACAUACCUCUAGAACCUCUACAGCUGUGGACAAAUCAAAAAGUAGACAAAGGGAUAAUGUGACCAAUUCAGAGAAAACAGGACGCUCUGGUUCUAACAAGGUUAGUGCUCCCAUCUUGAGUAAGCAGACAAUUCAGGAGAUGGCUGCAGCGUCAAGGUCAGGGUCAAGAAGCAGCAAGGAGAGACUAGGAAAUUAUACAGUGGGACAAGAUGGGUCACCUAAACAAAUUGAUACCCAUUCUUACUUAGGCAUUCCUAUAAAACAUUCAACAGACUCUCCUUUGUCAAAAGUAAAUUCUAGCAAAGUGAAUGAGGAAAAGACAAAACCUGAAUAUAAUAAAGACAAACCUUCACUUAAUACUAAAUCUGAACAGAUUAGUAUUAGUAAAGAAGGUGGUGAAAGAUUCAGACCAAGUGGUUCAAAAACUAGUAACAGUAAACGUACAGAUUUAAAACCUAAUGUGGAAAGUGAGUCUGUGGGCGAGAAGUCUGGAAAGGGUAGUGAAAGCAAGGGAGGUAGUAGAAGUUCUAAUAACGAUGGGAAAAGAAAGAAAGAUGAUAAAGUGGAGUGUGAAAUAUCUAUAGAAAUUGGGUAGGAGGGGCAAACUACUCGAUUGCUUUGAGCAUGGGUGCUGACAAAAAUCAGUGGAUUACGAGUUUGUUGUAUUUUAUGUCUUGUAUAAAGACAUUGUGCUACUUUCAACUUUGUAAAAUGACAUGCUCUAUUUUUAACAUGUGUUAUAGAAAUUGUUUGGGAAGAUGGACAGUGUCUCAUACAUAGUACUUCUGUACAAGCUUGGUGUAUAGAUAAAUCAUAUGUUUGUUUAAUUUAUCAAGACAUUUUGAUAUGAAUUAUCAUUUAUGGUAUUUGUUUCUUUGAUUUUUUAUAAUAAACAGUUUGUUGAUAAAAAGACAGAAUAUAUUUGAGCUGCGUCAUGACAAAACCAAUGUAAUGUGUUUGCGACUAGUAUGGAUCCAGACCAGCCUGCGCAUCAGAGCAGUCUGAUCAGGAUCCAUGCUGUUAGCUUACAAACUCUAUUACAAAUAGAGAACUGAUAGUGAACAGCAUGGAUCCUGAUCGGACUGCGUGGACGUGCAGGCUGGUCUGGAUCCAUGCUGGUCGCAAAACGCAUUACGUUGGUUUUGUCAUGACGCGGCUCAUUUAUUGAUCAUAACACAUUUUGUACAUCUUGCCAUUUUAAUAUAUUCAACUCUUAAUCUUCUGGCUUUUGCCACCUGUAUCGAUUCAGGCCAACCUGUACAUUCAUGCACUUCAGGUCAGUCUCUUAUACUGUUGGUAACUCAAUUUGUGUUUUUUGAUAUUGAAAUCCUUUAACUUUAAAUGGACGAUUCCAAAUUUAAAGCAUGUUAUGGGUUAGUUAUUUUAUGGACAUUACAUUAUUUUUACAUUUAUUUUACAUAAUUCAAAUGGUUACAAGGCUUGUAGAGGGUAAAAAUCUUUGAAAUUUAUGUAUGUAUAAACCUGGGAAUUAUUUUUAGACUUGGAUAUUUUUUUAGUAAGAUGUAAGGCAUAGAAUGGGAAAUUAAUGAACCUACAUUACAUGUAGAAUUACUUUAAGACAGGGGGAAAUCGACAUUGUAGCAAAUUGUGAAACAGAAAUCCCUGUAAAUUAUGGGAAAAAUUGGAAAUUAUUGUGUGUAUUGCAAGGAAAUUUCAUGGCAUGGAAUUUUUGUUAGAUGGAUAGCAUUUUAAGACACAAAUUAUCUUUUUUAGACAUACAUUGUGAAAAAUUAUCAUUUCAAGUAAAAGAAAUUUUAGAUAGGUAUGAAAAAUGUGUGUAUGGGAAUUGUCAAAUUUUCUUAAAGUGUAAAUAAUGGAAACAAAACAAUAAGACAUGAUUUUAUAUAUAAAAACAUCUAUAAAAAAAUGUAAACUGUUCUUGUAUUUUUUAAUCUGCUAAUUAAUAUUACCACAUAUUAAUUGUUAUUAUCUGAAUUUUAAUCAUGUUUCAUAAAUCUGUUUGAUUUUUUAAUCUGAUUUUAACCUUAGUAUACAUUGUUUAUUUUCAAGAUUUGAUGCAUUUCUUACAUGAUGUUAUACAAAUAGUCAUUUUAUUAUGUAAAAAAAUAACUUAAUUGUCUUGGCAUGGUUAUGAAGUUUUUAUGUCUAAAUAAUUAUUAUACCCCUGACAAAUUCUGUUACACAUAGAGUUGGUUAUAUUUCUAAAAUGUUAUUGUUGUAUUAUAUUAAAUAAAAGUUUUAAUGUUAGAA
Molecule: messenger RNA, 10721 nt
Organism: Ruditapes philippinarum (Manila clam)
Lineage: Eukaryota; Metazoa; Mollusca; Bivalvia; Venerida; Veneridae
Exons: 29
Coding region: 1-9084 (3027 amino acids)
Biological process (GO): regulation of transcription by RNA polymerase II
Cellular component (GO): nucleus
Molecular function (GO): DNA-binding transcription factor activity, RNA polymerase II-specific; zinc ion binding; RNA polymerase II transcription regulatory region sequence-specific DNA binding
Source: RefSeq, a predicted model, not a curated record